AUGGCUCCUCGUAAGGGUAAGGAAAAGAAGGAAGAACAGGUAAUCAGCCUGGGCCCUCAAGUCGCAGAGGGUGAGAAUGUGUUUGGAGUGUGCCACAUCUUCGCUUCCUUCAACGACACUUUCGUCCAUGUCACUGAUCUCUCUGGCAAGGAAACCAUCUGCCGGGUGACUGGUGGGAUGAAGGUGAAGGCCGACAGAGAUGAAUCCUCCCCAUAUGCUGCCAUGUUGGCGGCCCAGGACGUGGCCCAGCGGUGCAAGGAGCUGGGUAUCACUGCCCUCCACAUAAAGUUGCGUGCAACAGGUGGAAACAGGACCAAGACGCCAGGACCAGGAGCACAGUCGGCCCUGCGAGCUCUUGCCCGCUCCGGCAUGAAGAUCGGUCGAAUUGAGGAUGUCACCCCCAUUCCCUCAGACAGCACUCGCAGGAAGGGUGGUCGCCGUGGUCGUCGUCUGUAG
Molecule: messenger RNA, 456 nt
Organism: Ailuropoda melanoleuca (giant panda)
Lineage: Eukaryota; Metazoa; Chordata; Mammalia; Carnivora; Ursidae
Product: 40S ribosomal protein S14
Exons: 1
Coding region: 1-456 (151 amino acids)
Biological process (GO): translation
Cellular component (GO): ribosome
Molecular function (GO): structural constituent of ribosome
Source: RefSeq, a predicted model, not a curated record